Molecule: messenger RNA, 936 nt
Organism: Marmota monax (woodchuck)
Lineage: Eukaryota; Metazoa; Chordata; Mammalia; Rodentia; Sciuridae
Product: olfactory receptor 2D3-like
Exons: 1
Coding region: 13-936 (307 amino acids)
Biological process (GO): G protein-coupled receptor signaling pathway
Cellular component (GO): membrane
Molecular function (GO): G protein-coupled receptor activity; olfactory receptor activity
Source: RefSeq, a predicted model, not a curated record
GCAUAAAUAUCCAUGGGCAGAGAAAACAAAACUUAUCUGACUGAAUUCAUCUUGCUGGGCCUUUCUUCAGAUCAUCAGACCCAGAUCCUGCUGUUUGUGGUAUUUCUCAUCAUCUAUCUGCUAACGGUGUUUGGGAAUCUACUUAUCAUACUCCUAAUUCACAUUGACUCUCAGCUUCAUACACCAAUGUACUUCUUCCUCAAAAAUCUGUCAUUUACUGAUUUCUGUUUCUCUACAACUAUUGUUCCUAAGAUGCUAUCCCAUUUUCUGGUUAUAAGAAAGACCAUUUCAUUUAUUGGGUGCUCAACUCAGAUGUUUUUCUUUCUAGUAAUGGGGUGUACUGAAAGUUCACUUUUAGCAGUGAUGUCCUAUGACCGCUAUGUGGCAGUCUGCAAGCCCCUGCACUACUCUGCCAUCAUGACCCACAGGGUUUGUGUUUUGCUAGUCAUAGGGUCUUGGGUUAGUGGAGUAUUUGUAUCUUUAGUAGAUACCACUUUCACUUUAUGUCUCCCAUACCAGGGGCCAAAUAUAAUUAAUCAUUACUUUUGUGAGCCUCCUGCUCUUUUGAAACUGGCAUCUGAAGACACCUACAAAGCGGAGAUGGCUCUCUUUGCAAUGGGUGUAAUAAUCCUCCUAGGUCCUGCCUCUCUCAUUCUUUUCUCCUACAGGAAUAUUAUCUCAACUGUGAUUCAAAUACAGUCAGGGGAAGGGAGGCUUAAGGUCUUCUCUACCUGUGGUUCCCAUUUUAUUGUGGUUAUCUUCUUCUAUGGGUCAACAAUAUUUACUUACAUGCAGCCAAAUUCAAAGAAAAUGAAUGAAGGGGAUAAGGUGAUCUCAGUGUUCUACUCAGUCAUAACUUCCAUGAUGAACCCAUUUAUUUAUAGCCUAAGGAACAAGGAUGUGAAGGAAGCUUUAAGGAGAGUAAUUAGAAGAUAG